AUGUCUUUCUUCACUCAUCAACUGUGCCCGUCUGCCCAUCAUCCCCCUCUACUGUGUAUGGAUACCUCAGCACGCUCCGCAACCCUCACUCACUCUUACUCUCGCUCUCAUUCUCACUCCCCCCAAGGUCUCAUUAAUUCUGUAUUGCAUGUCACUCGCACUCGCUCACACGCCUUUAGCAGCGUGCCUCCGCUCUGCGCGCGCUUUCGCUCUUACACCAUGCGCUAG
Molecule: messenger RNA, 228 nt
Organism: Colletotrichum abscissum
Lineage: Eukaryota; Fungi; Ascomycota; Sordariomycetes; Glomerellales; Glomerellaceae
Exons: 1
Coding region: 1-228 (75 amino acids)
Source: RefSeq, a predicted model, not a curated record